UAAAAGUUAAACGACAUAUUCAUUCGGCGUUUACGGACAUUAGAGGCAGCACAUUGAGCGUUGAGUUUUAGUGACUUAUAAAGUAUACACGAACGUUUACUUUAGGGUACAUAUACUCUAGAGCCUGUAUAUGUGGAUCUUGACAGUUCCAUGCUACAUAUGUAGGCUAGAAACCUAAUAGAAUAAAUUAGGCCAAUUCUAUCGCAUUGUAACUGUUACCUAACAUUGUGAUAUGGCCACGAUUGUGUACAUUAAAUUGUGUACUAUGUAUUGGAAAGAUGUCAAAAGGUACCUAGGUGUCCUGCAUAACCCCACCAUCCGCAUGGACGUAACCCCUCUAUGUACAUACAUACCUAGGUACCUAGGUACAUUGUAAUGACAUGUCAAUCAAAGUCCUCUUUUGCCUUGCGCUACCUACCAUUGGAACGUACAUGCACCUUAGGUAAUGCAAACAACUGGUAUAAAUCUAGGUUAAUAGGUAUUAUAUCCGUCUAGUCAUCUACCGCGAUAUAAAAAAUACGUAUAGUCUAUCUCGGGAAAGCAAACAAGCAAAAAAAAAAAAAAAGGAUGUCCAUCUCAAACGAGGCAUUGCAGAAGUUGCUGCGAGAGGUUGAGACGCAGGCGAUCGCAGCGCAGCAGCAAAUCUCCCUCGUCAGAACGCAACAAGCAUCUAAGCAACGGGAGUUGCGAAUGGCGCAGCUGACGCGCAGCGAGAUAUCCUCGCUCCCAGCCGAGACUAAUGUCUACGAAGGCGUCGGCAAGAUGUUUGUCGCCAUGCCCGUUGCCGAGAUAAAGGGCAAACUAGAGGGCCAGAUCAAGGAGGUGGAAGGCGAGGUGGACGGGCUUGGCAAGAGGCUGCACUACCUCGAGGUUUCGCAGAAGAAUAGCAAGGACCAGAUAGAUCGCAUGCUGAGGGGCGGUGUGGGCGCGUCUUAGAGGAGAAGGCAACGGUUCUGCGUCCGGUUCGGAAGGGAGGGACAGGGGGGGUUGGCUGCGCUAUGUAGCUAUAUACACGGAGGCCUGCCGAUCACGCGACACGGAGCGCUGGCGCAGCAAAUGGGGGGAGGGGAGAAGCGGAGGCGUUGUGCUGUGUAUGUGUAUUGGUAU
This is a messenger RNA of Daldinia decipiens, 1107 nucleotides long. Its product is annotated as Prefoldin. The transcript has 3 exons. Lineage: Eukaryota; Fungi; Ascomycota; Sordariomycetes; Xylariales; Hypoxylaceae. The coding region runs from base 568 to 936 and encodes 122 amino acids. The record is from RefSeq and is a predicted model, not a curated record. Gene Ontology annotation, molecular function: protein folding chaperone. Gene Ontology annotation, cellular component: cytoplasm; prefoldin complex. Gene Ontology annotation, biological process: protein folding.